This is a messenger RNA of Penicillium odoratum, 1041 nucleotides long. RefSeq names its product NmrA/HSCARG family protein. The transcript has a single exon. Bases 1 to 1041 code for a protein of 346 amino acids. The record is from RefSeq and is a predicted model, not a curated record. Lineage: Eukaryota; Fungi; Ascomycota; Eurotiomycetes; Eurotiales; Aspergillaceae.
AUGGCUUCUACUGCGUUGAGUGUUUAUUCCACGCCAUCAAGUUUGCAAUUGAACAACCUGGACAUGUCCUCUUCCCAGAAAAUCAUCGCUGUCGUCGGGGCCACUGGCACCCAAGGUGCAUCAGUCGCCAGAACCUUCCUCGCCCUACCCAACUGGCACGUUCGCUGUUUGACUCGGACGCCCUCGUCUGAGAAAGCCCAAGCCCUCGCUAUUCAAGGUGCAGAACUGGUCCAAGCCGAACUCGAUGAUCCAGAAUCACUGCGCCGCGCUUUUGCUGGUGUCCAUGCCAUCUUUCUCAAUACUGACUUCUGGGAACCAUAUCGCCGCGCUGUCUCCUCCGGCAUAGAUGCUGCAGCUUGUGCCAAAAUCGGCUACGACGCAGAAGUGAAAUUUGGAAAGAAUGCAGUCAAUGCCGCCCGGGAAGUCCCAACAUUGGAACGCUUCAUCUUCUCUGCCUUGGGCCCUAUGAAUGCCGCUUCCGGGGGCAAAUACCCGUACUCCUAUCACUGGGAGACCAAGGCGUUCUUGGCGGAUUACAUCCAGGGAACCGAGCUUGGAAAACUGAGCUCCUUCAUAUACAUCGGUGCAUAUCUCACCAACCAAUUCGUUUAUCCGAAGCACCAGCAGGAUAUUGGAGGAUACGCUCUUGUGCUCCCAGCGAGCAAACAGACACGUCUCCCUGUGAUCGAUACUGGUCGCUCAACGGGUCCGUUCGUGAAGGCUUUGAUUGAGGAGGAGGUUCCUGGAACCAAAUUGCUGGCUUAUGACGAGUAUCUAACAUUUGAGGAGAUUCUCAACACUUGGUCCAAGGUCGCAGGUAAGCAGGCUCUGUUCGUUCAAAUGGAUAUGCAAGAUAUGCAUGAGAAGUUUGGUGUGCCGAUUGAGGUUCUUGGGGGGCCUGCUUUCCUGAAUGAGUUUGAUUACUGCGCUGGAAUUCCGGGUGUUAUUGAGCCUUCUCAGUUGAAAUCUCAAGUAGAUGUGAAGAGCUUUGAAGAGUCAUUGAGAGGCAUGGAUGUUGAUUUUCUGCUGGGGACGAAAUAA